Messenger RNA from Rhea pennata, 2804 nucleotides. It is a transcript of the gene ABRAXAS1, whose product is annotated as abraxas 1, BRCA1 A complex subunit. Gene Ontology annotation, cellular component: nucleus. The record is from RefSeq and is a predicted model, not a curated record. Gene Ontology annotation, molecular function: microtubule binding; polyubiquitin modification-dependent protein binding. The transcript has 9 exons. The coding region runs from base 36 to 1256 and encodes 406 amino acids. Gene Ontology annotation, biological process: protein K63-linked deubiquitination; attachment of spindle microtubules to kinetochore; mitotic spindle assembly. NCBI's taxonomy places the organism in Eukaryota, Metazoa, Chordata, Aves, Rheiformes, Rheidae.
CGGCGCGGCGCGGCGCGGCCCGCCAUUGUAGGGGCAUGGAGGGCGAGAGCACGUCGGCCCUGCUCUCGGGCUUUGUCUUCGGCGCCCUCGCCUUCCAGCACCUCAGCACCGACUCGGACACGGAAGGUUUCCUUCUUGGAGAUGUGAAAGGCGAAGCCAAGAACAGCAUUACUGACUCGCAAAUGGACGAUGUUGAAGUUGUUUAUACAAUUGAUAUACAGAAGCAUAUUCCAUGCUACCAGCUGUUCAGCUUUUAUAAUUCUGCAGGAGAAGUGAAUGAACCUGCCCUGAAGAAAAUACUGUCAGGCUGCAAAAAGAGCAUAAUAGGAUGGUACAAAUUCAGACGCAAUACAGAUCAGACAAUGACAUUUCGAGAAAGACUUCUUCACAAGAAUUUACAGUCACACUUGUCAAAUCCAAGCCUUGUAUUCCUUCUACUAACUUCCAGCGUGAUGACAGAAAGUUGUUCUACUUACAGACUGGAACAUGCUUUACACCGACCACAAGAAGGUCUUUUUCAGAAAGUUCCUCUAGUGGUUACUAACUUGGGUAUGGCAGAACAGCAGGGCUACAGAACAGUGUCUGGUUCCUGUAUAUCUGCUGGCUUUGUGAGAGCAGUAAGACAACACAGGUCAAAUUUCUUUUGUGAAGAUGGAUCUUUACAAGAGGUUCAUAAGAUAAAUGAAAUGUAUGCCACCUUGCAGGAAGAACUAAAGAACAUAAGCUCUACUGUAGAGGUCAGUGAACGAUCUGUAGAAAAGCUCUUGGCAGAAGUGAGCCAGUUAAAAGAAGAAAUAAAGAGAAAGAAGCAACACAAAGAUUCUAUGGGAGAGGACAAAAAUCAGCCAGGAGAGCCAAAGGAGAAUUUUUUCCUAUGUCAGGCUUUGCAAACAUUUUUUCCCAAUUCUGGACUCCAGACAUGCAUUGUUUCCUUAAAAGGUAGGCAGAUAUUUAAGAACUGCUGUAACACCAACCAUAAUAUUAACAUUGUAGACAAACUGACUCUUAUGGUAGAGGAAAGAGACUUCACUGAAGCUGAAACAAGACAAUUAACCAAGCGUAAGUUGAGAGGGACCACAGCAGGACCAAAAUCAUUGAAGAAAUCAAGAUCACUGCAGCUUCACCAAAAAUUACUUCAAGACCAAGAGGACAGUGACCAGGAAAGGAAGCUUACACUAAGUAGUACUGAAACAGAUGAGGAGGUGUUGGAAAAACUGAAGGAUACAACUGAGUAUCCACACUCUCCCACUUUCUGAUCACUUAGCUCAGUGAUUUGUCCAGCUCACUAAAACUGCACCAAGAACUACUGCUAGGUUGUUAGAAUUGUCUCUUACCGAUUUUACUACUGCAGGGAUAAAAAUGACUUUCCGAAUUUCUGAAGGAUAUACUUACUUUGAAAUGCAUAAAUCUGAGUUGGCAUAUGCAGACCAGAGUCCGAAUCACAUUUCCUCAUUUUGCCUUCCAGAGUUAAGUUUAUUCUCUUCUCUCUCAGGGUUUAAAUACUACACUAGUAUCACUGCUUACUCCCUACAUGCCACAUACUGUCUCAGUAAUACAACUUCAAGCUACUGCUGAAAAACCAAUAGCAUGCCUUGGAUAAACCUUUUCUCAACAGAAGGUGUUAAAGAAAGAGUAUUAAGUCAACCCAGUUAACAUAAUAGAAACAGUUGUUGACAUAUCAGCUUACAUACUUCUAUCUAUUCUUAGCGAUCCAGUACUGCAUCAGCUUCCCACCUGCUUCCAAUCCAGAUAGGGAAAACCAGCAGUUUCACUUUGAACCUUAGAAAAAGUCACCUAACAGGACAAGUGGUCCAUACAGUUCAGGAUUUUGCUAUGACAUUUAGCCUUCAUAGUUCUUUCAAUUAGAGACUUAACUCUCCAUAAAGAGAUUAACAUCUCUCCUUCAACCAGUCAUGUUUUAUGCCAGCCAACUGCAUUUUUAGUAAAAGCUCUAUUAACAGCAAUAAAAAGUUUUAUUGUUUAUUUCUUCACAGUACAUAUUACUCUGGAUACUUGACAUUACAAAUCUUGGGAUCCAUAAGAAAUGCUGGGUUCUUAAACAUAACUGGCAUAAAUCCUGUAAAAAAAAAAUAAGAUUUAGGGUUUAUUAAUAAAAUAUACGCUUGACUUUAGGAAGAGUCCAGUUAUAAUCAUACUUACCAAAUACAUGAGCUCUUUUAAUAGCUUUUGCAAUCUCUUUCUGUUUCUUGUUACACAAACCUGCAUAGAUAAAACAUUUUUAGCCUCUACCUGCACAAUAAUCAAAUAGUUUUAGAGAAAAUACUGCUAUUCCUUCUAGCUUUUUUAAAAUCUUCCUAGAAAACACAACUGCUUAUACAAGCUGUUAAGCUAUAGAAAAAGAUGAUUAUCAAAUAUUUUCUUUCCAGGAUUAUGAAAGUUACCAAGAGCAGUAUUUUCCAAAGAAUAUAUCCAGCCAUUGCUCCACUUUCAGAAACAUAGCCAAAACAAAAUUACUUGACACAUAACAGUCUUAACAGUGACUGAACACUGAAUCAGUUAAAUAUUAUACUUACCCGUUAUGUGCCUGCCAUAAACACGACCAGUAUGUGGAGAAACAAACUGAGAGAGAAGCUAUUAAAAAAUAAGAUCAGUAUCACUUCCUUAAAAACUUUAAGCUUUUUUCAAAACCUGUUUUCACUGUAGUACUAUUCUAUUUUUCCUUUAUGAAUCUGUUCUUACAGUACCUUAGGUCAUCUUUUUUCAAAGGAGAAAAGUUAUUUAUGCUAGAAUUAAAUACUGAAUAAAUGCUAGUUACAACAAACAUAUAGGGCUACUGGGUUGAA